Peronospora farinosa is the source of this 2640-nucleotide messenger RNA. NCBI's taxonomy places the organism in Eukaryota, Oomycota, Peronosporomycetes, Peronosporales, Peronosporaceae. The record is from the annotation of a GenBank genome assembly.
AUGGUGAAGCGUAAGAAACAUGACAAGGAUAAGUAUUACAACCUGGCCAAACAGCAAGGUUACCGUGCCCGAUCGGCGUUUAAACUCAUCCAAUUGAACAAGAAAUAUGACUUUCUAUCGACUGCCAAAGUGUGCAUUGAUCUUUGUGCUGCACCCGGUGGUUGGUGUCAAGUAGCUGCAAAGUACAUGCCAGCAUCCAGUAUCAUCUUGGGUAUUGAUCUACUGCCAAUUCGUCCUAUUCGAGGCGUCAAGACGUUCCAGUGUGACAUUACUACAGUUCGAUGUCGUCAGAUCAUUAAACAAGAGAUGCAAAGUUGGCAGGCAGAUGUUGUCCUCUGUGAUGGAGCUCCUAAUGUCGGUGCCGAGUACUCAAAGGAUGCUUACGUGCAGAAUGAAUUGGCAUUGGUAGCUCUUAAAUUGGCAGUAGAUGUCAUGGGUCGAGGGGGUACAUUUGUAUCCAAAGUCUUUCGUUCCCAGGAUUAUAAUGCCUUGCUAUGGGUCUUUAAGCAAUUGUUCAAGAAAGUCAGUGCUACAAAACCACUGUCGUCUCGUAACGAAUCAGCAGAAAUCUUUGUAGUGUGUGAACAAUUUCUAGCACCACAAUCAAUUGAUCCAAAGCUUUUUGAUCCAAAGUACGUCUUUGAUCAAGUGGAUUCCCAAGAAAAGACCAUAACGAUCUUUCAUCCUAAAUUUGGUGACCGAAAACGCCAUCGUGAAGGAUAUGACGAGGCUCUGGGUGUGACGUUGACCAAUGAGUGCAGUGUGACACAAUUCAUUGACGACCACGAUCCUAUUCGACUACUGACCGACACCACAAGCAUCAAAUUUCUACCUGAAGAUGAUGUGUAUCGUGAACACAAGGACACAUCUGAUGAAAUUGUGACCUGUUUGAGUGACCUCAAGGUUCUUGGCAAGUCCGAUUUCAAGAUGUUGCUGAAAUGGCGUAUACGCAUGCUUAAGUACAAGGAAGAGCUUUUGAAGGCUGAAAACCCUGAAGGAAUGGAAAAAGUGGACAAACCUGAGGAAGUAAAGGAACCGGAGCGUGAACUUACUGAAAAAGAAAAAGACAUUCUUGUCCGUGAAGAGCUGUCUCAGCUGCGAGCCAAUGUGCAAGCAAAGAAGAAGCGUGAGAAAAAGAAGGAACGUGAACGGAAACAAAAACUUCGUAUCCGUGCCGCGCUUGGGAUGAAUGCAGAAGGCAUUGAUGUCACUGAAGCUGAAUCUGCUUUCAGUCUGAAGGAGCUGAAGCUUUCGAAAAGUAAGGUGGACGAGCUUGAAAACGCUGGUGCUGACUCAUCUUCUGACGAAGAGCUUCAGUUUGAGACUGAUGUCGAAGACAAUGAUGCUGGCCUCGAAGACAGUGAUGUCGAGUACGACGAACUGCUCGAAGCUUCGAUGGAGAAAGCUUACGAUGAUUUUUUGACUCGUCGUGGCGACGAUGUGAAGACUCGUAAGGCUGUGAAGCGAACAAAGGUUGCUAAACGAGCUAUGGCUGGGGAGGCCCUGGUGCAGGACAGCGAAAUGUUUGACGGCGAUAUGAAGCAGUAUCAAAAGAUGAUUAACCCCGACGAGAGUUCGGACGACGGUGAUGACGAAGAAGAUGACAUGAACGUAUCAUUAAAAGUCCCUGAAAAGUCAAGUGCUGCGGUGUCUCGCUGGUUUUCUGACAAUACAUUGUUCGACGGCAUUGGCGACAAACAAGAGUUGGUGUUGCCUGAGAUGCCAAAGACAGACAAGGAGAUUCGUCAUACCAAACGCAAGGCGGCAUUGGAACGCAAGGAACGUCGUGCGCUAAAAAAGCUGAAGAACGAGGAUAAGGAGUACGAACUGGAGUUUGGUACCGAGUUUGACGUUGCUGCACCAGAACAUGCUGAUCAUGAAGCUGCAAUGGCCGCUGACGCAGAGAGCGAUGAUGAAGUUUCUGCUGAGAAGAAGGCGCUGAUUCGUUCCGGCAUGGGUGCAGCACUGAAGGAUGAUCAGAGCUUGGCAGACAAGUUCGAGGUUGUUGCUGCUGGUGAAGAGCCCGAAGAGGAUGCAAUUCAGAUCAUGGAUGAGCGCAAGUACGACUCGGACCAUGAGGAGUACGAUGCUGAAGACCGCGCAAAGACUCUUGCCCUUGCGAGUAUGAUGGUUCAGCAGUCGAAGGCUAAGGAUCUGAUUGAUGCUAGCUACAACCGCUACACAUGGAAUGACUCGGAGGCUUUGCCCGAUUGGUUUAUUGACGAUGAGGAGAAGCAUUACCGUCCUCAGAUUCCAAUCCCAAAGAAUGUCCUGGCACAGAUGAAGGAACGCUUUAUGGAAAUGGCUACGAAGCCUGUCAAAAAGGUGGCCGAGGCUCGUGGUCGCAAGCAGCGAAUGCAAAUGAAAAAGCUGAAGGCUGCCAAGAAGAAGGCGACGGACAUUGCCAACUUGCCCGACAUGUCGACGCGCGAGAAGCUUAAGGCUAUCGAUCGUGCCAUGAAUGGUGCUCACCUGAAGAAGGAGAGCAAGGUGUACGUUGUAUCAACGCGUGGUGGAACCAAGACUGCUGGUGGCAAGAAGGCCGGUAAGGGCAAAGUAAAGCUUGUGGACCCGCGUAUGAAGAGCGACAAGCGCAAUGCUGAAAUCCGUGCGAAGCGUGGCAAGAAGCGAAAAAGAUAA